Molecule: messenger RNA, 3395 nt
Organism: Nicotiana attenuata
Lineage: Eukaryota; Viridiplantae; Streptophyta; Magnoliopsida; Solanales; Solanaceae
Product: probable RNA helicase SDE3
Exons: 5
Coding region: 299-3211 (970 amino acids)
Molecular function (GO): 5'-3' RNA helicase activity; RNA binding
Source: RefSeq, a predicted model, not a curated record
CAUUCGCAUCUUUUUUAUUUUGUUUAAGACCUCUCUCCUCGUCACGCACUUCACUCUACUAGUACUAACUUCUUUCAUCAGUGUAUGGCUUAUCAAAUUCUGAGCUCUGAAUUACUCGCAAACUGUAAUUUAUCUGAAAGAGUGAAAAUUUUACUUGGAAAAUAUAUCGUCGUCUCUUAACUUUCAGAAUUUGGUAAGAGACAUUUCACAAUUUCUCAUCUCAAGUUUAAAACCCUUGUGUAUUCUCCCUUUCUAGAGACCAAAAUUGAGGUUCUUCUUGAAAUUCUCUCAAGUACUCAUGGGCUCAGUUGCUGAUAAGUCGGAUGAUGAAUAUUCAAUAAUUACUGAUAAAGGAGACAUCGGAUUUGUUGACUUUGACAGAUAUAAAUCAGCUUGUAGCUACAAUCCAAAUGGAGAGAGCGAGAUAGUUGUUAUAUCUGUUCCAUUUCCACUGAUCGGGGGAAAACCUAAAUCAGGAAUUGUUGGUGAAACUAUUGUCGAUUCAAUCACAAUAGAGAAUACCACUAAUGAUUCGCUGGAACUCUGGUCAAUUAAGAUUUAUGACUCGAAACCUGAGGAUUCGUUCACUCUAUCUCUGAUGAAACCACCAACUCCAUGUUCCGACAUGCAAUAUGUUCAAGAAUUCAUGGAGUCCUUUAGCUUAGAGGAUAGAAUGCUACGACCAGGUCAGACACUAACAGUGUGGUUGUCUUGUAAACCGAAAGAAAUUGGGUUGCACACAUCAGCUGUGCAUAUCAAUGUUGGCGAUGAGACCAUAGAAAGAUUGGUUUUUGUCCUGGCUGAGGAUAAGGUCUCGCAGUCACUGGCUUCGAGCAGGCCAUACUACAGAGACAGAAAGAAGAAAGCACCAGCAGUAGAUGUUUUUGCUCCUAAUGCAUUCGUUGUGGGUUCUCGUCCUACAAGGGCUCGAAAUCAAGGAUUCAGAUACAGACUUCCUUCAUAUCCCAUUCCUGGGGAUAUAAGGGAAAUGAUAGAGAAGGAACAGUUUCCUGAUGUUAUUGGGGAAGGUCUAAGAAGAGAUAAUUACAUUGUUUAUUUUAGAAUUUUACUAAAUAUUGAAGAAAUCAAGAUGGAGGAAGACAUGAGGGACUAUGAUAUGGAGUCCGCCACCAUGAAGCGAAGGGGACCUCAAUUUUUGUCCCUUGAUGUCCCAGGGCUAGCUGAGAGGAGGCCGUCACUUGUUUAUGGGGAUUAUAUCUUUGCAAGGCUAGCUACUGCAGAUGCAAGUGAGACCACCCCUUAUCAGGGUUAUAUCCACCGAGUUGAGGCGGAAGAAGUGUAUUUGAAGUUUGAUAAAGAAUUCCACAUCAACCAUGUUGCUGGAAAUCUUUAUAAUGUACAGUUUGCAUUCAAUCGUACAAGUGUGCGGAGGUUACACCAAGUCAUUGAAGCUACAGAAAGCUUAAAUGGAGAAAUUCUCUUUCCAUCAGGCAUAUCCAGAGCGAGACAUAUACAAGCUGCCAGACUGGCACCUAUUUCAUGUAUGCUUAACAAGGAGCAGACGACGGCAGUUGAAAAGAUCCUUGGGUGCAAAGGCGGAGCUCCAUACGUUAUCCAUGGGCCUCCUGGUACAGGCAAAACAAGGACUCUUAUAGAAGCUAUUCUCCAGCUACACAUUACGAGGAAAAAUGCUCGAGUUCUCGUCUGCGCACCUUCGAAUAGUGCCGCAGACCAUAUACUUGAGAAACUUGUCAGUCAGCAGAAUGUUGAAGUGAAGGACCAUGAGAUUCUUAGGUUGAAUGCACUCACACGUCCUCUAGACGACGUGAAUCCUAGUCACAUUCGCUUUUGCAAUGUUGAAGUUGAUGCCUUCAAGUGUCCUCUUCUCAGGGACCUUAGAAGAUAUAGGAUUAUUAUAUCUACAUAUGCUAGUGCAUCUCUUCUUUAUGCUGAAGGUAUUAAACGGGGACAUUUCUCUCACAUUUUCUUGGAUGAGGCAGGACAGGCAUCGGAGCCUGAAACCAUGGUUCCUCUGUCGCAUCUUUUAAGGAACGAGACAGUAGUUGUACUUGCUGGUGAUCCACUGCAACUUGGUCCCAUAGUUUUUUCAAAAGAUGCUGAAAAUUAUGGGUUGGGGACGUCAUAUAUGGAAAGGUUAUUUGAAUGCCAGUUAUAUGGUGAUCUCAACGAAAAUUAUGCUACCAGACUAGUAAGAAACUAUCGGUGUCAUCCAGCAAUUCUGCAGCUUCCCUCAGAAAUGUUUUAUGGAGGAGAGUUGAUCGCAUGUAAAGAAGAUGAUAAAGCUUCUGCUCAGACUUGGGUGGACCUGCUUCCAAACAAGGAAUUUCCGUUGCUUUUCAUCGGUAUCCAAGGUUGUGAUGAAAGGGAAGGAAACAACCCAUCAUGGUUCAAUAGGAUUGAGGCAAGCAAGGUAGUAGAGAUCAUAAGGGAUCUGAUAGAGAACAAAGGUCUGAAAGAGGAAGAUAUUGGGGUGAUAACACCUUACAGACAACAAGUACUGAAAAUACGAAAAGCCCUUGAGAGUUUCGAUUGGGCUAAUGUAAAGGUCGGUAGUGUUGAGCAAUUCCAAGGUCAGGAGAGAGAAGUUAUUAUUAUCUCGACCGUCCGAUCAACUGUAACACACAAUGAUUUUGAUAGAAUCCACUAUUUAGGAUUUUUAAGCAAUCCGAGAAGGUUUAAUGUUGCUGCUACAAGAGCCAGAUCGUUGCUUGUAGUUAUUGGGAAUCCACAUAUCAUCUGCAAGGACCCCUACUGGAACAAGCUUUUAUGGUAUUGUGCAGAUAAUGGCUCGUAUAAGGGCUGCUUCUUACCUGAAAGACUGGAGAUCCUUGAAGAGGAUUCUGGACAAGCAAAUAAUUGGUGUGAUGACGGGGCUCAAGAAAAUAACUGGGACUGUGAAGGAGCACAAGCAAAAAGUUGGGACUGCGAAGGAGCACAAGCUAAAAGUUGGAACUGCGAAGGGGCACAAGCUAACAAUUGGGAAGGAGCACAAGCUAAAAGUUGGGAUUGCGAAGGGGCACAAGCUAACGAUUGGGACUAUGAAGGGGCUCAAGCUAACAAUUGGGAUUAUGACCAAGCCAAGAAUUGGAACGACGGAGGCUCCUGCGAAAAUGUAGAGAAACAGAAUCUUCAGCCAUCUCCUGAGGUUCAAUGUGAUAUAGCUCACCAGUCAGAAUACAUCCCAGACCCUGUUAUGGAUGAAGCUGAAUGGUCUGAUGGCUGGAAAUAACUGCAGUAAUAGCUAAGAGGCUGAAAACUUUUGGAGGUUGUACUAACAAAUAGAUUUCACUCAGAUUCUGUACUAGGACAUGCAGUUUUUGCACUUCGAAAAAUUCAAGCUCCAAAAUGCCUUGUCAAAUUUACAUAAAGUGGUAAGGUGAAAAAUUCAAGCUCCACAUAUACGUCAACGUCAA